AUGCGUGUUUAUCAACACAUGACGUCAUCGUUGUCAGGCUAUCAUCGUCAAACAUCUCGAUCUCGCUGUUUGUACGACUCUGUCGCCCGCGUCGGACUUUCGUACACACUCGUUUCGUUUACUUUUGAUGGCUAUUGUUGCCGGAAAGCCGUUCAGUUCGUCGUGCGGCUUGUCUUCGAGUUUUCACGUCAAUACGCUGUUGAGACACAGAAGAAUCAGUUGUUGUCCAGGGGUCUGUCGAUUAUUGUCAACUUUCGACGGGAACUGAGGCGAUGAAACUGCUAGAAAAUGCUCAGUUCGAUUCUCUCACGGAGCGAUUGUGUAUGGAAACCGGAAAUUGCCGAAUAAAUGGACGCAUUGAGAGCUACUCUUGCAAAAUGGCUGGUGGUGACAAACGUUUAUACAAACUUCUAAGUCAUGAUGGCCAGGGUGAUGUCCAAGCUCUCUCACCUCCCACACAUUUCGAUGGACCAGCAUCUUAUCCAUCUUAUCCACCUGCCGGUCCACUGUGUGAUGCUUGCCCCAGGAAAACCAUUUUCUACUUGAUAUCAACACUCAAUGCAUCCUUCCAUCCCGACUAUGAUUUCAGUAAUGCGAAGUCUCACGAGUUUAGUCGUGAGCCAAGUGUCCAGUUUGUGGUGAACGCUGUAAAGAGUAGUCUUGGUGCUACUGCUGGUGAGCAUUUCGCCAAGCUGGAGGCUAAUCUUUGGGACGCACUGGAUAAGGAAAUAUCUCUCUCACAGUCUACUAUCUACAGCUACACGCCCGAUCUCGAUUCCGAUCCAUACGGUGAAGACGGCAGUCUGUGGUCAUUCAACUACUUCUUCUAUAACCAAAAGUUGAAACGCAUAGUAUUCUUCAGCUGCAGUGCAACUAGUCCCCUCGCUGUUUCUCAAUGUGACGAUGACGAGAAGGAGGAGAUGGACAUCACCGAGGAAUGCACAGAUGAUAGCGGCAUUGAUAUCGACCACCAAACGGUCAGAAAUCGAAUGUACGGCUACAGCCACUUCACUGGAGAGAGAAGCCUGUGAGAAGGCAGUGCAGAUCUGUGUAUUCUAAUGUGUUGACUACUACUAAGGUCACGUUACUCUACUACAUCCGGGUAUUUUAGCUCUUAAUUCUAGCCCCAGUUUUUAACAUUGCUACACACAGUAUGGUACAUAUAGGCGUGUACAUAUGCAUACACUCAAAUGCAUCGUAUUUUACAGCAAUUUUUUCGUCGAAGCUUUGGCACUGAAACGCCACAGAGAUUUGUAUCAAAAUACAUUUAGAGCAUUCAGUCUAAUUUUGUC
Corticium candelabrum is the source of this 1292-nucleotide messenger RNA. Its product is annotated as repressor of RNA polymerase III transcription MAF1 homolog. The record is from RefSeq and is a predicted model, not a curated record. Gene Ontology annotation, cellular component: nucleus. Lineage: Eukaryota; Metazoa; Porifera; Homoscleromorpha; Homosclerophorida; Plakinidae. The transcript has 5 exons. Gene Ontology annotation, biological process: negative regulation of transcription by RNA polymerase III. Gene Ontology annotation, molecular function: RNA polymerase III core binding. Bases 273 to 1031 code for a protein of 252 amino acids.